AUCUUGAUCCCGUGACCGCUGUGUUCUUUUUACCCGCCGUUUUGUGUUUGGCGCUUAUUCAGUUGUUCACAAUUGUCUGACUUGCCAGGUUUUGUGCUGUCAGUUCUCUUCAAGCAAUCAACAUGAAUUCUCCGCAUUUAUAUGUUGUUAAAAGAGAUGGGCGCAAAGAGGAUAUCCAUUUCGACAAAAUCACAUCUCGGAUCAAGAAGUUAUGUUAUAAUCUUAAUAUGGACUUCAUCCGACCGGAAAACAUCACCAUGAAAGUCAUCAACGGUCUCUAUUCUGGUGUGACGACUGUCGAAUUGGAUAACCUGGCUGCCGAGACUGCUGCCACUAUGACCACCAAGCACCCGGACUAUGCCAUUUUAGCUGCUCGUAUUGCCGUCUCAAACAUGCAUAAAGAAACGAAGAAGGUUUUCAGUGAUGUUAUGGAAGAUCUUUACAACUACGUGAACCAUAGGACUGGUAAACACUCUCCAAAGAUUGCACCACAUAUUUUUGAAUUAAUCAAAAGCAACCAAGAGAAAUUGAAUUCUGCAAUUAUUCAUGACAGAGAUUACAAAUAUAAUUACUUCGGGUUCAAGACAUUGGAACGGUCGUACCUCCUGAAGAUUAAUGACAAAGUUGCUGAACGCCCUCAGCACAUGUUGAUGAGGGUAGCAGUUGGCAUCCACCAAGAUGAUAUAAAUGCUGCCAUAGAGUCAUACAAUCUGAUGUCUGAAAAAUGGUUCACCCAUGCCUCUCCAACACUCUUUAAUUCUGGCACAAACCGUCCUCAAAUGUCCAGCUGUUUCCUGUUAGCAAUGCAGUCUGACAGUAUAGAAGGCAUAUACGACACAUUGAAACAGUGCGCACUCAUUUCCAAGAAUGCGGGUGGAAUUGGUGUGCAUGUACACAAUAUUCGCAGUUUUGGCAGCUACAUUGCUGGUACAAACGGUAACUCAAAUGGUUUACUGCCCAUGUUGAGAGUUUUUAAUAACACUGCCAGAUACGUUGACCAAGGUGGUAACAAGCGCCCUGGAGCUUUUGCGAUUUACUUAGAACCCUGGCAUGCCGAUAUCUUUGACUUCCUUGAUUGCAAAAAGAAUACUGGAAAGGACGAACAGCGAGCCAGAGACUUGUUCUACGCCCUCUGGAUUCCUGAUCUUUUCAUGGAACGAGUUGAACAAAAUGGUGAUUGGACCCUGAUGUGUCCCAAUGAAUGCCCAGGCCUUUCCGAUGUUUGGGGAAAGGAAUUUGAAGACUUGUAUAUCAGUUAUGAAAAAGCUGGUAAAGGUAAAAGAACUCUGAAAGCUCAGCAAGUCUGGUAUGCAGUUAUAGAAGCUCAAACAGAGACUGGUACGCCUUACAUGCUGUACAAGGAUUCUUGUAACCGUAAGAGCAACCAACAAAACCUUGGGACAAUAAAAUGCAGUAAUUUAUGUACAGAAAUUGUUGAAUACACGGCACCAGAUGAGGUGGCUGUUUGUAACUUGGCUUCCAUUGCGUUGAAUAUGUUUGUUAAACCAGAUCGCACUUUUGACUUUGAUAAAUUGAAAUCUGUCACCAAAGUAAUCGUUAAAAAUCUCAACAAAAUUAUCGACACCAACUGUUAUCCUGUGGAGGAGGCAAAACGAUCCAACAUGCGGCAUCGACCGAUUGGCAUCGGUGUCCAAGGUUUGGCCGAUGCUUUCCUUCUAAUGCGAUAUCCGUUUGACAGCGAAGAAGCUCAAGAACUGAAUAAACAAAUCUUUGCUACGAUCUACUUUGCUUCCUUAGAGACGAGUUGUGAACUUGCUGAAAAAUUUGGUCCUUAUGAGACUUACGAUGGUAGCCCCGUGAGCAAAGGUAUUCUUCAAUAUGACAUGUGGGAAGCAGAACCACAUCCGAUGCAUGAUUGGGCUGCACUCAAAGACCGAAUUGCCAAACAUGGAGUAAGGAACAGCCUGUUACUGGCUCCGAUGCCAACUGCUUCCACAGCACAGAUUCUUGGAAAUAACGAGUCCAUUGAGGCCUAUACCAGCAAUAUUUAUACAAGACGUGUUUUGUCCGGAGAAUUCAUGGUUGUCAAUCAUCAUUUGUUGAAAGACCUCACAGAACUUGGUCUGUGGAAUGGCGACAUGAAGAAUGAACUCAUUGCCAACAACGGUUCCAUCCAGUCCAUGGAUGUUCCUGAUGACCUUAAAAAACUCUACAAAACUGUUUGGGAAAUCUCCCAGAAAAUUGUGAUCAAAAUGGCAGCUGACCGAGGAAUUUAUAUCGAUCAAAGUCAGUCCCUGAAUUUACAUAUUGCGGAACCAAACUAUGGAAAAUUAACCAGCAUGCACUUCUAUGCAUGGAAAAUGGGCUUAAAGACAGGAAUGUACUACUUACGGACCAAGCCGGCAGUGAAUGCCAUUCAAUUCACUGUUGAUAAAACGAAACUCACCACACCAGUCAAGAAAACCCAGGAACAAAACGAAGCCGCCAUUGCCUGUUCGAUUAACAACAGAGAGGAAUGUUUGAUGUGCAGCGGUUAAAGGGAGAACUGCCGAUCCUGCUCUUUCUUAGCUGUGGACUGGGUCGCUAUGUAAGCAUGUAUGUACAUAAGGGGUCACGUUGGAAUAAUUACGCAUGUUUCUCACAUUCAAUAAAUCUCAUGUAUAUAUGCAAGUUGGAUAUAUGUGUGGGUGUGUCAUACAUACAUCUAUCUAUACACACGAAAGAUAAGGUUGAAAGCAAGUUCCUUUGCAUGGUAGUUUCGAGUUCGGCAAUGGAUGUUCCAAAUGCAUUUCAGAUGCUCAACAACAACGAAUCCUCAGGAAACCCCAUUAUACCAAGUUAA
Messenger RNA from Octopus sinensis (East Asian common octopus), 2803 nucleotides. Its product is annotated as ribonucleoside-diphosphate reductase large subunit. Gene Ontology annotation, biological process: DNA replication; deoxyribonucleotide biosynthetic process. Bases 123 to 2498 code for a protein of 791 amino acids. Lineage: Eukaryota; Metazoa; Mollusca; Cephalopoda; Octopoda; Octopodidae. Gene Ontology annotation, cellular component: ribonucleoside-diphosphate reductase complex. Gene Ontology annotation, molecular function: ATP binding; ribonucleoside-diphosphate reductase activity, thioredoxin disulfide as acceptor. The transcript has 18 exons. The record is from RefSeq and is a predicted model, not a curated record.